Strongylus vulgaris is the source of this 555-nucleotide messenger RNA. The record is from the annotation of a GenBank genome assembly. Lineage: Eukaryota; Metazoa; Nematoda; Chromadorea; Rhabditida; Strongylidae.
AUGAUCGCAUGGGCUUCGCCAUUGGGUUUGGUGCUAUUCGCUCUUAUGGCAAGAAGCACCGGUGCUGACCCAUUGAGCGGAAUCUGUGUCGUAGGAGCUGCUAGCAAAGUGCUUGAUGGUGUAUUCAAUCUUUUCCGAGAUCUAGUCUUCGUCAUUGCUUGCUGCAUACCCUUACUAGUCGGAUUCCGAGUAAUGCUCUCAACACCACAGGCUAACUUCGGCACGGGCCUGGAGGGAGCACUCUAUCCAGCCAUGGCAUUAUUCUAUAUGCUUGCUUUUGUUAAUGAUGCAUGGCAGCCUACUUUGCAUUGGACGCAUAGUUGGAAUGUUGUAUCUGCAAUGAAGAUACUAAUUGAUCCCAUUUUGGGAGUACUAGCGGCAUCGGCUUGUCUGUUGCAUAUCAUAGUAAACCUAUGCCGUGCAAUCAGAUCUCCUGUGGCCGAUAAGCACGGCUAUCAGCCGGCAGUUCCACGUAUCCCGCAACCGGCUAUCCCAGUCAGUGUUCGUUCCCAUAACACCUAUGCCACAACUACACAACGAUUACCAAUCUGCUAG